UUGAAGUGGUAGAGCAGAGGAAGCACAGAGCUAUGUAACACAUCUCAGGCUGCUCUGCAUAACUCAGCAUCUACCAGGGUGACCCUUUUAGCCCUUACUUGAGAUCUCUCUCUCUCUCUUUUACCCGCUGUUCCUUUAAUUAACUCUCAGCACCUUAUUUUCUCCCUGCUUGCCCUUUACUAUAUUCUCAUCAUUCCUCUAUUUUCACCCCUUUUUUCUGAUUUUUUUUUUCCUCCCCUUUUCUCCAGCUCACAUUUUCCUGUGCCUCUGGUUGCACUAUAAUAGCAGGGACAUUUGCAGGCAGUUAUAAAGGGAAAAAAAGCAACUUUUCAGUGACAUAUUGCAGGAUAACAGCAUUGCAAACCUAUUGGAUGUUCCCUUAUACUACCCCGGAUAAUACCCCUGAGCUGGAACGGAGGAUUGAAGAGUAAGAGGAGUACCUGUCUUCUAACUGGAUAUGUUUUACCUACGGGAGAUGCCUCAUCUGUUCCUUCUUGUGUCAUUUUUUCCCAUGCUCCCUCACUCCACAUCUUCUCCUUUCUCUGGGCAGCAGCAACCGCACUCUAUUCCAGACCCCUGCUAUGAUGAGCAUGGCCUUCCCCGACGCUGUGUGCCAGAAUUUGUCAAUGCAGCAUUUAACAAAGAAGUCCAAUCCUCCAGUACCUGUGGACGUCCGGCAACUCGCCACUGUGAUGCUACAGAUCCUCGGAAAUCACACCCAGCCUCUUACCUCACUGACCUUAACACGGCUGGGAACAUGACCUGCUGGAGAUCGGAGACCUUCCCUCGUCACUCUUCUACGAACGUCAGUCUCACCCUCUCGUUGGGAAAGAAAUUUGAGGUAACCUAUGUCAGCCUUCAGUUCUGCUCUCCCCGUCCUGAAUCUGUGGCCAUUUUCAAGUCCAUGGAUUAUGGGAAAAGCUGGGUCCCAUAUCAGUAUUACUCAUCACAGUGUCGUAAAGUGUAUGGCAGAACUAGCCGUGCAAGUGUUACCAAACAAAAUGAGCAAGAGGCUUUGUGCACAGAUGGACAAACAGAACUUUAUCCUCUGACUGGUGGACUAAUAGCCUUCAGUACAUUAGAUGGACGACCUUCUUCCCAAGACCUUGACAACAGCCCUGUUCUGCAGGACUGGCUGACUGCCACAGAUAUUCGUGUGUUUUUUAGCCGUCCUCACCUUCUGGGAAACAAGGACUCUGAGGCAAGAGAUGAAGGCCCAGGUUUCUACUACUCAGUGGGAGAGUUCCAAGUUGGGGGCAGGUGCAAAUGCAAUGGGCAUGCAUCCCGCUGUGGCAAGGAUAAGGAGGGUCGCUUGAUCUGUGAUUGUAAACACAACACAGAGGGCCCAGAGUGUGAUCGCUGUAAACCCUUUCAUUAUGACCGUCCAUGGCAGAGAGCCACUGCACGAGAGGCCAAUGAAUGUAUGGCCUGCACCUGCAAUCUGCAUGCCCGGCGCUGCCGCUUCAACAUGGAACUCUACAAGUUAUCCGGGAGGAAGAGCGGAGGCGUCUGCUUGAACUGUCGCCAUAACACAGCCGGGCGCCACUGCCAUUACUGCAAAGAGGGCUUCUAUAGAGAUGUUAGCCGGGCCAUCACUGACCGCAGGGUUUGCAAAGCCUGUGACUGCCAUCCUGUGGGAGCAGCAGGAAAGACCUGCAACCAGACCACUGGUCAGUGCCCUUGUAAAGAUGGAGUAACGGGCCUAACAUGCAAUAGAUGCUCCAAGGGAUACCAGCAGAGCCGUUCUCCUAUUGCUCCCUGUAUCAAAAUCCCAGCCAUGGUCCCUACCCCUGCUCUCACUAGCACAGAGGAGCCAGCUGAUUGUGAGCAGUACUGUAAGCCUCCCAAGGGAAACUACAAGAUCAAUUUGAAGAAAUACUGCAAGAAAGAUUUUGUGGUCCAGGUGAAUGUGCUGGAGAUGGAGAUGGUUGGUUCAUGGGCGAAGUUCACGGUCAACAUAUUGUCUGUCUACAAGUGCCGAGAUGACAGAAUAAAACGGGGGGACAACUUCCUAUGGAUUCAUAUGAAAGACCUGUCCUGCAAGUGUCCCAAAAUCAUGCUGAGCCGCCGAUACCUAGUGAUGGGCAGCAGCGAAGGGCCUGGCGAGAGACCAGGACUCACAGCCGACAAGAACAGCAUGGUUAUCCAGUGGAGGGAUGCUUGGACCAGGCGGCUUAGGAAACUUCAACGAAAGGAAAAGAAAGGCAAAUGUCUCAAAGCAUGAAAAAAGACUUAUGUUAAAGACAUUCAGAACUCUGUAUAUAUAUAUAUAAGUCAUUGCUCUUGGGAUUGUGGACUUUCUAAUACCACCCAAUUUUAGAGGUGUUAUAAUAACCAUGGUGCUGAGAUUGCAGCCCAGACGAGAUCCACACAUGUGGAAUGAGGCUUCUUCUUGAAGGAUUAUGACUCCUGUAAUCUCACCCAUUGAAUGUAGAGUGAGAUCAUUGCAGUUCCUACUUUCCAGUUUUCAUUUAUUGCAGAACCACUCCAGACCCUACAUUGCUGAACAUGAACAGCUUCCAUAGCCUGCAAUAACAGCUCAAGAAUGUCUUGGGUUGAAUUCUGUUUUUCUGGAGUUACCAAGGCUAGAGUGCUAUAUUCUUAGGCACUGAUAACAGGAAUUUGCGAGACUUGGCGGUCUGCAGCUCUCUUGAUAAACAUUUAUUGGAAAUUUUACAUGAAAUGUGAAUAGAGCAUAACGGGAAGGGCCAAGCGUUAGCCAUGUUCUCUCAGACAAUGAUUUUUGCCAGAAGGUCUCUUCUGUUCUGCCUUAAAGGGCAAUAUUUACAUGACUUUACCGGUGGAUUCCUAGUGAAACAGAAAAUAAUAUGACGUAGCUUUACACAUAAGGCUAUGUGUAAGGCUAAGGCUAACCCGGUGCCAUUUUUAGUUGAGCUCAGUACAAAAGCUGUUCCUGUGUUAUUCCAUCUUAAAAAUACAUCUGGACACUUGACGCCCAAAAUUUUCUGUUCUUUAUGUGAUCACACACAGACUGCCACGGGCGUCCGAUGAGUUGUGCUGGCCCUUCGGCCCAACGAUGCAAUUUGUUUUCCCUAGUUAUGAAGACCUGCAGAGUACUGUAUAGCAAUUGGAAUCUCUGCCAAAGAACACAGCGUUUGAUGACUCUUUCCCCAGAGUUACGAAUAAAAGGACCAUAGGAGGGAAACGGUGUAUAUUUGUUCAGAUAUGCGAAAUAGCGUGAGAAUGUACAUUUUUGGUGUUUUACCUGCUUCAGUAAAGACUGUCCUUAGCGGCGGUGCUCUGUAGUGCAAGUUUAGGCCGCAGAAGGAGAGACUAACAUUAUUUGUGGUUUGUGUAGUAUUUUUUGUAUUAAGUAGCCUUGGAACAUGGAAGGGCUGUAUGUCUGGUUUGUAAAAUAUCUACACUUAUGCCCUCUUCAGUUCCCUAUCAAUGUCACCUGAAAUACACACACAGGUCCAGAAUGGGGUGAUGAUGCUCAAUAUGACAUCAGUACCAUCUCUAGGUCCCAUGUGAUACUGGCAUAUAACAUACCACCCAGCAUUUGAAUACUAAAAAGAGGAACAAUUUAGUCCAUAUCCCUGCUCCUCCUCACCAUGCCCUCAAACCACCUGGAGCCCUGACACUUUCCAGAAAGGCUUCUUUUUUUCUGAGCUCUGCCAUUUGAUACAACACCUUCUAAAUCAGAAUCACUGAGAUGUAUGACAUAAACACAUGGGGUAACCACAGGAAGCAUUAAGGGGGGGGGGGCAGGCAGAGGAGUUUCUUACUGGAGCCCCUCUUUUUGUGGAGUUUGUUCCCCUUAGUGACACUGUCAGUUGUUCAGGAUGUUUUAAUUGUAUAGGUCUUUUGGGAGACCAGCGUCAGACUGGAGUUUACAGAGUCAAAUUCUGUCACACUACGUCACCCUGCCCCCUGCUGCCAAUCUGGCCACCCCUCCACUGCAUACUACAAUGCAAUGCCCACCAAAAGAUUCAGGGUGGUCGGGCCCAACAGGACCUAUUGGGUUUGUUGGUGGGCCACUCCGGCUCUGCAAAAGAAAGUUGCCCCACUCAAACUCUAUCAGGGGAAUGUAAUAAAAUUUGCAAAGAGCAAAACAAUUUGCACCAAUAAGACUAAAAAUCCACAUCUCGCAAUGUAAUAUUGUUCCUUAAACUGUUAUUGCAU
Molecule: messenger RNA, 4146 nt
Organism: Xenopus laevis (African clawed frog)
Lineage: Eukaryota; Metazoa; Chordata; Amphibia; Anura; Pipidae
Gene: ntn3.S
Product: netrin 3 S homeolog
Exons: 7
Coding region: 458-2224 (588 amino acids)
Biological process (GO): dendrite development; animal organ morphogenesis; tissue development
Cellular component (GO): basement membrane; extracellular region
Source: RefSeq, a predicted model, not a curated record